AUGUUCGUUGCCAAGGACACUAUUUUAGCUCGGGCAGACACUCCUCCGUCCAUUCGGUUGGACCUGCCCGAUGGGGUCUACACACUUGGCCAGUACGAGCGGUUGGCGAGCACUACGCGUGCAGUUGCCGUGGUGCUGGCGACCCCGUUGCCAUGCCUAGCUGUCACUCUCUUCAUCGACUUGUUGCCUCUUUCGCCCCCGUCGGAGGGUAUCAUCGCCAACAGACUCUUCCUAUUGCGAGAGUUCUACGCGUACCUGGUCAUGACGUUGCUCGCCCUCCACCAAUUUCGUAAGGGAAUCCCGGUGCUACCAUACCCUACCAGGAAGCUUUUCAGGGACACACUCCUAGUGCCGGGGCUGAGUAUUGGUCUUUUGUACGCGUUCAUAUCGGUCGUUGGCUUUCCUCUCCCGUUCACGACGCUGACGUUGGUGCCACCGUGGGCUGUGUUGAUCGUCGUUUGUUUGGCGGUUCAAUGGGCGAGGAUUAUCCGAGAAACUGUUGGCGCCAUGCCGAUGUCGAUCGGAAUGGUGAAGCUUUGGGUGUGCGAUUUCCUGCUUGGGUUCAUCUACCCGCCGUACUUCUACGUCUUCUCGUCACUAGCGACCAAAGGGAAAAUCGUAUUCGUACUGCUCCUCCCAGUCAUUAAAGCGCUGAUGAGGAAGCUCUUCUCUCGAGCAGUCCAGCAUCUCGGCGACGAGACGCCUGGGCUGGUUGUCUUCAACGCCGACGUGUUCGGAUCGCUCUUCAUGUCGUACUGUAUGCAGAGGUCGCCCUCGACCUGGACAAUGACGGGCAUAAUGACCCUAGAUGUGAUAACCAUGGCGAUAUCACUGCGGGAUGUCCAUAUCGCGCAAAAAGAGUUGAAAGAAAUGGAGCGCCAGCUAGACAAGGCGCGCGUAUGGCGGAGUCAUGGUGGAGCGGUGGGUCACAUCAGUUUAGGAAGACGCGUGCCAACUACGCUGGAGCGCGCGAGUAUUCUAUUGGACCAGACAGCAGCAGAGUACGGCCCUAGUAUCGAUAUCGUGGAUGUGGCCAACAAAAACCGCAUGAUCGAUAUUCAUCCCGCCGAUCACGGAGCUGUUGCUGUUGGGCGAAGAUCACCAACCGCGGUCGUUGAAGCCAGCUACACUUUAAAGGUGCGGAGACUAUUGUACAUGGCAGAAUUUCAGCUGCUUCUCAACUACGUCGAAGCCAUGAUCCCGCUCGUCUUCUCCACGGGGAGCUCCGCGAUAGUGUGGCGGUGGGGGCCGGACUACAACCCAGCUCUCCAGUUCACCAUCGUUCCCCCGAGAGACAGGAAGUUACCCUCGAUUGAACGCACCAAGCAACUCCAAACACUUCGUGAGGGACUCGCUCUAUUCGCUGCAGUGGCUUGGAUCGAUGUUAAAGCACUCAUCUAUCUGCUGAAAACGAAGGGGGUUUGCCAAGUCCAAGACGAGACACGAAGUCACGCGUUUAUAAUGGCAGAGCUGCCUGUGUUCGUUGAGAUCGAAGUGGCUCGGAAGCUGAGCAAUGACCCAAGCAAAAGUUUCGCGUGGGUCAAGGACGAUCUCGUAUCUCUCUGCUGUGAACUGGACGAGCAAAACACUAGCGAAGCGUUCCAUGAGGCAUGGGCGAAGGUCGAAGUGUUCUCCAGAACCGACUCGAAGCGGCUGAGGGGCUGGCAAUACCUUGAGUGGGUGGACGUGCUGGUUCCUGGCAUUGGCUUCUGUAAAGUCCAACGCUCCGACCUCGGUGUGUGCGACCACGGGAAAAACUCGGACCUCCAACCGAAUCUGGAGCUGGAGAUUCAUUUCCGGCACUCCUUGGGCCGUGGACACCUGACGAGGUUCCUGAGGCUUGUUGGGAAGCAUCUGCGCAGCUUCUCCAUCUCCUUCGACCUCCAGACGAUCGAAGCGCCUCAAUCCGUCUUCAAAGCUACCCACGUGCGACGGAUCGACCACCACGGUCAGCGUAGCUGCGAGCACUCGGACGUCGUCGAAAUGACACUCGAGACGACGAAGCUGCGGGUUGUGCUGCUGACACGCUGCAGCAAAAGCUUGAGCGGAGAUAACGUCAUCGCGCAGCGUCAAUUCCUGUACUCCAAAACGCCUGAUCAGCAGCUACGAAGCAAUGACGUUCACCUUUCGCACCGCUUGCUUCGCAAACUCAAAUAUGUUCUUCGCCACGGGGACGUCUGGAGCAUGCAGACGAAGACGUUCGGGGUCAUGGCGCUUCAAGCCGUGGAAUUCAUGCAGCCUUGGUGUCGACGCAUGGAGAAAUUUCUCGAGGACACGAGGAGCGAGGUGAAAGUCUGGCGCUGGGGUCCAGACAACAAAGCGGCCAUUCAGUUCACUGUUGUGUCUCCGAGUUUCCUACUCAUGACGGUGGAGGAGCCCCUGGCGUGGAUCGAUUCCGAAGCAUCCGCCGGUCUACUCACCACGCUUGCAUGCAAGCCUGAAGAAGCGUAUUGGGCCCACGAGUCCGGAAUACCCGUCCUACCAGUGUGUGUGGAGUUGAACCUGUCAAAGUGGCGAGAUGUGCCUGAAGAUGUGGCCUGGGUGAACGAGAUGAUUACCUCCAUGUGCUGCAGACUGGAUCCGCAAAAUACAAGCAGCGAAUUCAGAGAAACGUGGGCAGAGAUCGAGCGCUUACUCGGUGCAUCAAGUAAUAUAUCUACGCGAUCCUUAAUGGCUCUCAAGACUCCGGUGCGGCUCGUUGUUGACGAAUUUGACGACGAUGGACCGGGGGGAGCUGUGUUGGCUCAGACGUGGGAGGUGAUACGGGAGGUCAUGGACAAGAAUCAAAUCUCCUGGGGGUGGGCGUCGUCGAUCCUAGAGAAGCCUCUUUGCUGCUCAAUAGGCUCGCGACGAGACUGUUUCACCUCUUUCACUGUGGACUCGAUCUCCGCACAGCAUCUCAGCCCGGAGAACGCCUUCUACCUUGGCAAGAUAAUGACCCAGUUUGUCGACCUCGUGGGUGAGAUGGCCGGCCGCGUUCACUUUUCGGACGUCACGUUCCCGCUGUUGCUUGUCGAGAAAGAAGCGACUGCAGUUUUUGACGUGUCUUCGAUUCUUUCAUCGUGCCCCAACCUGGAGGAGCUAACACUACAGCAGCGAACCGUAUCUGCCGAAGCAUUUGUGCGGAGCUGUGAGGAGAACAAGUCUCGACUGCGUCGUCUUCAAGUGAUGUUCGACGAUUACAGGGUCGUGGCCAAUGCGCUGAAGGACGACUCGCUCCAGCUGACCAAGCAUCUUCGGUGGUGGUAUUGCUAUCGUUUUCGUCUGGAAUUGGAACCAGUGGUGCCGUUGGAAGAAAUGCUCGACCAACUCGACGUGGAGGCUGACAAGUUGUCGACAACCUGCAAGCUGGCAUUCCUGAGCGUGUUCAGAUCGAGGGAGGAGCCUCUACGAAGUGUGAAAAUCGUCCACCCGUAA
Messenger RNA from Phytophthora sojae, 3417 nucleotides. RefSeq lists its product as hypothetical. The record is from RefSeq and is a predicted model, not a curated record. NCBI's taxonomy places the organism in Eukaryota, Oomycota, Peronosporomycetes, Peronosporales, Peronosporaceae. The transcript is spliced from 11 exons. The coding region runs from base 1 to 3417 and encodes 1138 amino acids.